UAGUCCGCGCACUUGUUCUCAUGUCCAUUCCUCCAGCUGAACGCGGCAGAAAACAGGUUGUCGUGGGGGGAACACACAUUCACACAAACACACGAGCGCGAAAAAGAAUCACCACAAUCUAGUGAAACACGCUCAUUUUGACAGAACAUCAAUAAUAACAGGCAGAAGAUUUUUGUAAAUUUUUAACUAUGUCGCCUUAGUAGAAGACGGGUUGAUUGCGUCGAUAAAAUUUUAAUAUUUUUGCUUUUAUAAGCGGGUAGAGUUGAUAGUUUUGGUGAAUUCGGUCUGGUUUGCAAAUAAUUCUUCGCGCUGAAGAGUUGAUAGAACGGUAGUCUGAACAGUGGUCGAUGCAGUUUGUGUAUUUGUUGCAGAAAGGUUGAUUUUCUAGGUACACGGAGUAUUGGAUCACCCUGUAUAUUUUAGAAGAACGAAUAGGAUUUUUAUGUUAAUUUUGAAAAUAGUUGAAAUUCAUCAGGUCAAUGUAAACUAACGGUUAACGUUAAAAAUAGUUUUACGUAGUUCUAAAAUUUAAGUAAGUUCGGUGAAAUGAUCAGAUUAUAUCUCAAUAUGUUACCAAAGAUAUUUAUUAUUGGUUGUUUCUGUAUACUCGCUAUCAUUGCCAAAGAUGUCAGUAUUGAAGAGGAGGAAUACAAUGCCCGAAACUUUCUCAUCCUGUUAAACAGACAAACGGAAAAAGACAGUAAUCGACUAAGUCUAGCCAACUGGGCUUAUGCCUCAAAUUUGACAGAAGAAAACUUAAAAAAUCAGCUGGCUGUAGCUGCUGAAGUGGCCAAAAAUGAAAAGGAAGCCUGGCAAAGAGUGAUACAGUACAACUGGAAAACCUUCUCCGAUCCCAGCUUAAAAAGGCAGUUCCAGAAAUAUUCCGUGCUGGGUAUCUCGGCUUUGCCAGAAGAGAAAUUCAAGAACCUGAACAAGAUCGUCAGCGACAUGGAAGCUAUCUAUUCCAAGGCGAAAAUUUGCCCGUUUGGAGCUAAAACAGCGGAGACAGAGGAAUGCAAGCUGGGUCUCGAGCCAGAGCUGACUAAUAUUCUGGCCACUUCAAGAAACCCCGAAGAACUGAAACACGUUUGGUUGGAAUGGAGGAAUGCUGUAGGGCCUAAAUGCAGACUACUAUAUGAGCAAUAUGUAAAUCUGACAAAUGAGGCAGCCAGAUUGAACAACUUCACAGACGUUUCUGAAUACUGGCUUGAUGAUUACGAGGAUCCCAAUUUUAAAUCGCAAAUCCAGAGUUUGUGGGAGCAACUUAAACCACUCUACCUUCAGAUCCAUGCUUACGUGCGCACAAAACUAAGGGGAAAAUAUGGUGAAAUCGUUAGUGAAAAAGGACCCAUACCCAUGCAUCUGUUGGGAAACAUGUGGGCACAAUCCUGGAGCAAUGUAGCUGAUUUCAUGCUGCCCUAUCCAGACGCAAAAGACGAAAAUUUAACAGAAGAACUAAAAAAGCAGAAUUAUACAGCCACGAAGAUAUUCAGGACAGCAGAGGAGUUCUUUAAAUCGAUAAAUUUAUCAGAGAUGCCAGAAACAUUCUGGAACAAUUCCGUCUUGGAGAAGCCAUCGGACAGGGAAAUAGUUUGCCACGCUUCAGCGUGGGACUUCUUCGACCAAAAAGACUUUAGGAUUAAACAAUGCACUGAAGUAACCGGUGAACAUUUUAUCACAGCCCAUCACGAAAUGGGUCACAUUGAAUACUUCCUACAGUACAAAGACCAGCCAGUUAAAUUCAGAGAAGGAGCUAACGAUGGUUUCCAUGAAGCUAUCGGAGAUCUUAUAGCUCUUUCAGUUGAAAGUACCAAACAUUUAAGGAAGAUUGGAUUGGUACACAGCGAGAAAGAUGAUCCCAAACAAGUACUUAAUAAUUUGUUUAAGCUGGGUUUAUCCAAAAUCACUUUCCUACCAUUCGGGUACUUGAUGGACUUGUGGCGGUGGGACGUAUUUUCCGGCAAAACCAAACCCGAAGACUACAAUUGCAAAUGGUGGGAACUGAGGGAAAAGUACCAAGGAGUCGAACCGCCAGUGGAUAGGAGCGAGGAAGAUUUCGACCCAGCUGGAAAGUACCACAUUAUCGCCGAUGUACCAUAUUUGAGGUACUUCAUUAGUUUUGUCAUCCAGUUCCAGUUCCACAGGUCGCUGUGCGAAAAAGCCGGCCAAUACGAGCACAACAAUUUGGAAAAACCAUUACACGAAUGUGACAUUUAUCAAAAUCAAGCUGCUGGAAAUGUCUUAAAACAAAUGUUGGCUAUGGGAUCUUCGAAACCGUGGCCCGAGGCAAUGGAAGUUGUUACUGGUCAAAGAAAAAUGGACGCCAGCGGUAUACUGGAGUAUUUUAAACCACUCCAAACAUGGCUGGAGGAAGAAAACAGAAAAUCUAACGCUUUUAUAGGAUGGGAGCCUUCUAAAAAAGUGUGUGUAAGGACAAGACAAGAACUACUGGACGCGCAAAAAGAUAAUACUACAACAAUUCCUGCUCAAGCUUAAGUAAUCGAAUAAAAACCUUAAGAAUAUUUUUAUUACUGUACUUAUUUUUAUAUCUACAACCUGUUAUCUAUAAUAAAGAAAUAUGUUUUAAA
This is a messenger RNA of Sitophilus oryzae (rice weevil), 2588 nucleotides long. Its product is annotated as angiotensin-converting enzyme-like. Gene Ontology annotation, cellular component: plasma membrane. Lineage: Eukaryota; Metazoa; Arthropoda; Insecta; Coleoptera; Curculionidae. The transcript has 14 exons. Gene Ontology annotation, molecular function: metallopeptidase activity; peptidyl-dipeptidase activity. The record is from RefSeq and is a predicted model, not a curated record. Bases 547 to 2496 code for a protein of 649 amino acids. Gene Ontology annotation, biological process: proteolysis.